AUGGCAUCAGCUGAAAUGGACAUCGACCCUCCAGUGGGAGACAACACCACUCCAUCACAAUCAGGAAAUUCAGAAGCAAAGACGCAAGCCGGAGCUGUCGCAGUCCGAAGUAUUGAAGGAUGGAUCAUUAUCGCUACGAAUAUCCACGAAGAGGCUUCCGAAGAGGAUGUGACUGAUCUCUUUGCUGAGUAUGGAGAGAUCAAGAACUUCAACCUCAACCUCGAUCGUCGUACUGGUUAUGUCAAGGGAUACGCAUUAAUCGAAUACUCGACUCUUCCCGAAGCAAAAGCUGCCAUCGACGCCCUCAAUGGCGCCAAACUACUCGACCAGACCCUCAGUGUGGACUAUGCCUUUGUACGACCGCCUCCAGGAAACAAAGGCAAAGGUGGUGGCAAUCAGAGAGGAGGGCGCGGUGGACGAGCACGCAGCAGGAGUCGCGAGCGCAGUCGCAGCCCUGGAGCCGACAAUGGGAAGGAUUAAAAAAGUGUCUUGCGGAUAAAGCGAUGCGUUCAUUACUCUUCCUUAGCGGAGGAAUGCGACAACUCGCGAAUGGAUCAAGAAUUCCUGUUCAAUUCCGAAUAAUACUACAUACGAGGCAUUGCUCACAAACAAGAGCCAGCCUUGUAUAUACGCCGGCGGUCUCCCCAAUUUGCAAAGUCUAGAGAAGGCUUCACGAUAUAUGGGGAGUCUUGUCGGCACGCAAAAUACCAAAACAAAAUUCCUAACAAAAAGAUGCCUAUGGUAGGCAAAAUAUGCGAUAGGCCCUAGAAGAUUUAAUA
Messenger RNA from Talaromyces stipitatus ATCC 10500, 779 nucleotides. RefSeq names its product RNA binding protein (Rbm8A), putative. Lineage: Eukaryota; Fungi; Ascomycota; Eurotiomycetes; Eurotiales; Trichocomaceae. The coding region runs from base 1 to 480 and encodes 159 amino acids. Gene Ontology annotation, molecular function: mRNA binding. Gene Ontology annotation, biological process: RNA splicing. The record is from RefSeq and is a predicted model, not a curated record. The transcript has 3 exons. Gene Ontology annotation, cellular component: exon-exon junction complex; nucleus; cytoplasm.